CGAGGACCUGUUCAUGGGAGCGAUGGUGAUGAUGCAGAGGACUCUCUCUCAAUUGAUAGUCCGUCUUUCCCUGAUCUUGCUCACUCAAGCUGCUGCUGGUGUCCUGGGAGUCGUCACAAGCCUCAAGGCAUCAUCAUUAGCAUGGCGAAGGCCGCCUCCCACUACAUCUUCUCUCGGCUUUGUCGGAUCUUCAUGGGCAAGCGUCAGAUCUGCGGACCACCUCGCGCACAAGACUCCCUAUCGCUCUGCUCGGCCCCUGUUCUCCGGACCGUCAUCGCCUGAUGUGAAGCAGCCGCAGCAGCCACAGGCCAGCGAUACGGUCGAUCCGCGCAUUGUGGAGCGCGUCAACGCGGAGCUGGGUGCUCGGUUCAACAUCGAUGUGGAUCAGCUGAUGAACCCGCUCAAGGUGCUGGGUCUGGAGCAGGAGCUGGAGACCCUCAACGCCGAGAUGGAGACGCUCAAGGCCAAGCCGCAGACGGCCGAGGUGCAGGCAGCCAUCAGCGAGCUGGACAAGACCAUCACCAAGAAGGAGAAGAUCCUCGAGACCGAGAAGACGCUAUACGUCAGGGGCUGGCUCAAGGCCGUGUUCCUGGGGCAGUCGGCUCUCGCGGCGGCCAUCAGUGCGAUGCUGGUCUACAACAACGUGCCUGGGGUGGGUGAGGUGGACCUCUCGCUGCAGGUGCUGGGGUUUUGGAACUGGUGGCUGUUCAUCAUACCCUCACUUAGGGCUCGCAAGCCCGCCAAGAAGGAGAAGAGGGCGCUCGACUGGGCUUUUUUGGCCGUCUUGGUGACCACACUCGCCGCGCCGUCAUUCACCAAGGCAAGCGGGACAGACAACGCACGUGAAUGCAUCGCCCAUUGUGUGGUGUGUGUCGUUCAGGAGCCGUCGACCAUCUACUGGAUCAACGCUGCCGUCCUCGGCAUCUCUUAUGCCAUCAGCUACAGCGCUCCCUUUCCCCUUUUCGACCAGGGCGACGCCCAGCAGGAGGAGCAGGAGGGCCCCGAGUGGCUGAGCUGGGCUUUCAAGGCUCUCGACUUCGGCAGCGGCCAGGAGAGGGGCCUGCGCGGCGAGGCCAGAAAAACAUUCUUCGAGAAAUCCACGAAACGAGACAGUGACGAUGAUGGAGGUGAUGAGGGGCAGCAAAGGGGUGGUGGGGGGAAGGUGCAGGCGAAUGGUGACGUGUCAGCGUCUAAGGCAGCCACUGCAAAGCAGUCAUCGGCCGCCGGCGUCCUCAAGUACCAUAAGUCGAGUGAGAACGGUGAAGAUGUGCCGCCUCUCUUCCCCACCCCUGAUUCGACAUCAGCCUCCGUCUUGCCGUCCCCCACAUCCUUCGGCCAAUGGCCUGACUCUUCCCUCGCUUUGGCCAUGACGGCCGCCCUUCUCCCCUUUGCCCCCAUCCCCUCUCCCGUCAGCAUGCGCGCCACUGCCGCAGACAUGGCGCCUACCGCUACCAUGGCGACGUCGACCACCAAUGACUUUUUGCUGAGCACAUCGUCCCUCCCCUCGCCGGCCUCGCCCGACUCGCUGCUCCAGGGCAAUCCCUUCUUGAAUGUGCCGGGGCUGCAGCGCUUCAAGGGCGAGCAGCAGAGGGAGGGCGAGAGUCUCUACGAGCAGUACGGCGGGGAGGAGCAGGCGCAAAAGGAGCUGGAGAGCCUCACCGAGCAGCAGAAGAGGGAGAUGGAGGCCAAGGCCCUUGCAGAAGAGUUCGAUGAGUCUUACAAGCAGCCCGACAGGAAGCUGCCGUUGCCGGCAUUGGCGCUUUAUGCGUGUGUGGGUGGGGCGGUCUUGUGGUAUCAGCUGAAGCUGGGGCCGCAGGAGGCCGACUCGAUGGAGAAGAAGAUGAGCGGCUCAGCCGCCUACAAGGCUUACCAACGAGAGAGGGGAUUCUUCGAGAGGUCGCGGUCGGGCGACCUCAAGCUCGGCGACUGACCUACUGACCACCUUGUUGCUGAGUGGUGCGGGGUGAUGGGUGGAUGGAUGGAGUGUAGUAUGGGCGCUUUAUGACAUGACGAGUGAGUGUUCAGUCAGGGAGGGGUCGAUUGAGUGUUUCAGUGGGUGUCUGGAUGUGGUGCGUGCGGCUUGAGGGUGAAACGAGAGGACAGCACAAAUGCGAUUCACAGAAGAGGUUCUCAUGAAUGAUAUCGACACACACAUAAGAGAGAGGCGCACUACUGUC
Messenger RNA from Vitrella brassicaformis, 2177 nucleotides. The record is from the annotation of a GenBank genome assembly. Lineage: Eukaryota; Vitrellaceae.